GUUUUGUAAAUGCUGAACCUGUUUCAGAAUAAAGAAUGGCGGGAAAAAUUAGCAUUGAGGAGAAAUUAAAGGAGGCUACUAGAUAUAAAGAGAUGGGAAAUGAACUGUACAAGAUGAAAGAUUACAGAGCUGCAGCUGGAAAAUAUCAUAGAUCUAUUCUUUAUCUAAAGGGAAUAGACAAUGAUCUGCAUGGUACUCCUGCCUACCUUCAAGCUGUGUCCGUCAACCCUGAUCAAGCAAACUGUAUAUCCAAGCAGAUGGAACAGGAAUGUAUUCAGCUCAAUAUUCAAG
Molecule: messenger RNA, 291 nt
Organism: Eurytemora carolleeae
Lineage: Eukaryota; Metazoa; Arthropoda; Copepoda; Calanoida; Temoridae
Product: tetratricopeptide repeat protein 9C
Molecular function (GO): protein binding
Source: RefSeq, a predicted model, not a curated record